Megalobrama amblycephala (Wuchang bream) is the source of this 1677-nucleotide messenger RNA. RefSeq lists its product as uncharacterized. The transcript is spliced from 7 exons. The record is from RefSeq and is a predicted model, not a curated record. Lineage: Eukaryota; Metazoa; Chordata; Actinopteri; Cypriniformes; Xenocyprididae. Bases 209 to 1075 code for a protein of 288 amino acids.
ACCGAGCGACCUAACAGGACAAUGAACAGCUGAGCACACACAAUAUGAAAAUAUACAAAAUAGAUUAUGAACGUAAAACUUGUGUUGGCUAUUGUGAUGUUACUGGUAUGCGUCAUACCAAGCGUCAUAUCUGCCACGUCAUUAAAGGGAAUCCUCAAGAGCAACUUCCUUGUCUGUGGUUUGCCAUUUUACAAACCUCUGCAAAGCGAUGGGAACCCAGCUACUGAGCUUUGAUUUGUAUUUGUGGCUACCAAAAGAAUACAACAAACUCUUGAGAAGAGCUGAAGAACUGACAAGGAACAUACUGUCAAGGCCUAACGAUUGGCCCAUGGACUCUAUCUACACCCUCAGUUUAAAAGCUAGUGGUCAAUUUGGCCCAAUCAAGUUUAUUAACACGUGUGUCCCUGACUCAUAUUUGGUUGCCUUAUAUAAUUGCUAUAUUAAAUAUGACUAUAUUGCAUCUCUUUUCAACUUUUUUGAAAAGCUGAGGGCACCUAUGGUCUUUUUACGAGCUGAAAUGUAUAAUGAGGCCAAAGCGUCUUGGUUAUUUUGGUCUCAAUUCAACAUCACUAAAGAUGCAUCUGAAAAAGACAAGUAUGUAACAGAUGCUUGGAGCGAGCCAGAAGACCAUUUACACAUGUUUAAUGACCUUCUAGUGAGCAACGACAAACUGAGCAAAUUUCAACAUCUUGGCAAUGUGCAUGCCCUGGGACUUGAGAAUCUGCAUCCUUUGCUCAUUCUAGUGGACAUACAUCAGGGAAUGGAUACAGCACCACUCCUACAUAUUGAAGAUGAUUAUUACAGGACCUAUGAACUCCAGUUUUUACUGAUGUCAAGGACAUCCUUCUCUACUCACAUGAUUGUUGGUUUAAACCUCUUUGAUCGAUGGGUUUUCUAUGAUAAUGAGGAUCCAUCCUAUGAGGAUUUUAACCUGGACUUUAAUGGAGACUUCAUUAUCCAUUUUGCUGGCUAUGUUAGAACACAGAAUGUGCAAUUCGGAGUAGCUGAAGAGGGAUGCUAUGGAGCUGUUCCUUUUAAUCAUUCCUUUGGCUUUCAAAAGGAACACAUCGACUGAGUUGUGAUCAAUCACAUCAGCAUUAAACACCGAGUCUCUGUCAGCUCACUAGUUCGGUAGUUAGGGCACUGAUCAGGACUGUCUCAGUCGCAAAAAUCUCAAUCUCAGAGCUGAUCUGAUUUGAUCUGCUGCACAACACUUAUCUCUCAUGUUUCCCCAAAGACAGUAUACAGAACAUUCAAUGAAACAGUGUCAUAUCUAUAUGCAAACCUGAAGCUUUCAGCUGUAUGGGCAGACAGAGAUGAUUUGCACAGAAAUAUGUCUCCUUUGUUUAAUACCAAGCAGCAGAGAUUAUUGACUGUUUUGAGAUUUUCACAGAGAAACCAUACAAUCUGACAGCAAUCUUUUGUAGAAUUGUAGUGUAGAAAUGUGCUGAUGUAUUGCACCUAGAAUACUAUAUAUAAUUUUAUAAUGUAAUUUUGUGCUGAUGCUUUAUCCAGUCUUGCAUGAACAAUAAAGCAUGCAUAAUUAAAUUUUUCAAAAUGUUGUUUAUUGUCUUCUUGUAAUCAACAUUUCAACAGCCAAAUGAAGUAUGCAAACCAAAUGUUGUACACACAGGAUGAUUUGUAGAUUUAUUUUAUUUUAUGUAAUCACAGGUAUAU